AUGGCUCCGAAGGUCGUCUCCGGUAAGGCCGCGAAGAAGGCUUCGAAGGUGAAGGUACCGAAGGUUGACAAGAAGAAGAAGCGAAGGAGGAAGGAGAGCUAUGCGAUCUACAUCUACAAGGUGUUGCGUCAGGUCCACCCCGACACUGGUAUCUCGUCGAAGGCGAUGUCAAUCAUGAAUUCGUUCGUGAACGACAUUUUCGAGCGUAUUGCUGCCGAGUCUAGCCGUCUUGCGCACUACAACAAGCGGUCUACGAUCACUAGCAGAGAGAUCCAGACUGCCGUUCGUCUGCUUUUGCCCGGUGAGCUUGCAAAGCAUGCGGUUUCUGAGGGGACGAAGGCAGUGACGAAGUACACGAGCACCAAGUAG
Messenger RNA from Opisthorchis viverrini, 369 nucleotides. RefSeq lists its product as hypothetical. Lineage: Eukaryota; Metazoa; Platyhelminthes; Trematoda; Opisthorchiida; Opisthorchiidae. The record is from RefSeq and is a predicted model, not a curated record. Gene Ontology annotation, cellular component: nucleosome. The coding region runs from base 1 to 369 and encodes 122 amino acids. Gene Ontology annotation, molecular function: protein heterodimerization activity; DNA binding; structural constituent of chromatin. The transcript has a single exon.